AUGGCUCCGUACUUUCCACUAGUACAAUCUAGUGGCACUGGCAAGACCAAGUUGAUGCACGAAUACAAAAAGAUGAUGGACAAGACCGACGGUAUCCAUGUUGGACUCAUUCUCUGCCAUGACGGGAGCGCUGUAGAAAUGAUGGCUGAAGGCGGCUCGAGUAUGUUUUCCAGGACUUUGGAUAUAAGCAAAAUAUCAGUGGAUGGUCCAGGUCGAGACGAACUUCACCUGACAAAGAGGGAUGACGGAUGGCAUUUCCGCUGCAUUCGGUGGUGGCUUCGAUUGUCCAAUAGGCCCAGCGAUUCCAGCGUGGUUGGCGUGUUUGCGGGGACGACGACCAGAUUAGCAAACUACUAUUCGGAACCAAAACCAUCGACUACCUCCAGAAGUGCAAACGCAAAGUACGUUGGAGGAACCAAGCUUUAUCCUCCAUGCUACCAGAUUACGACGACAGGUCUUGUUUCACGCACCGAUGGAACCAAGUUUGGAAAUGCAGGUGAACUCCGUGACAACGGAAAUGAGAUAAUUACGGAGUUUGAUGUUGCCACUCAAUACGGACGCGCCCUGUUCGGACGGAUGCAUCUAAGGCGAGAGUUGAAGGAUGCACUCGGCAAUAUCUUGUUGCGAAUGAGGGGCGAGGACAAAAAGCUGUCAUUACAGAAGUAUUAUUCGCUCUUGGCGACGCGGCUGCAAAGGGGUCAAGUGUCGUCUGAUUUCGCAUCAGAACUAGUGGCUUCGGGAUACGCCCAUUUGACAUACUUUUCGCCGGAGCAGGCCGCAGUGGCCGAGAUUGCAUUUCUUCCUGAUCCGGGCGAUGUCGGCGAGGUUGCAGCUGCCUUUUACAUGCUGGCAUGCGUAGACGAGUUGAGGUACGAACAAUCGCCAGGUCUCACUCAGCUGUCUGUUCCACUAGAGAAAUGGAUUGGAAGAUUGCAACAAAGCCAAGGUGCUGAUUGUGAAACUGCUUUCAACAGUGGGGAAGAAAAGGCAAGUGUCAAUUUCAUCCAAGUCUGUCGGCAUCAUCUACUUCACAGUUUGAAAGAAAUUCAGGAUAGCGGGCUUCUCAGGCAUUGGUAUCUUGGUGGACGAGCAUCGUAUGCGCAGGCUUCUUGCCAAGCGUACGACAUGGUGGUACCAUUGCAGUACACUUUGGACGGGACUUUGCACUACUGUCCCAUGUUGGUAAGCGUGAAAAAUCGAUUGACAUACCGUCCGAAGCAACGUGAAAGUGCAAUCGAGGCAAUGGAAAAAAUCUUCGAAGCCGCAGGCAUUGAGACUGGAGUAUGCAUGUUGUUGCUAGUUGGCCUUGACCAGCCAUCUGCAGAGUCAUCUUCGGCUUUGCGGUUCUCCCACAACACGGCUUCUACGGUGGUAGGACUUGCAGAUCUUGAAACUGCUCGUUUUUCCAAAGCGAUCGUGGACAAGGUGUCGAGGGAAUCUCAAGAGGGUUACCAGACGAUAAUAUUGCGAUAA
Cylindrotheca closterium is the source of this 1473-nucleotide messenger RNA. The record is from the annotation of a GenBank genome assembly. NCBI's taxonomy places the organism in Eukaryota, Bacillariophyta, Bacillariophyceae, Bacillariales, Bacillariaceae.